Aspergillus welwitschiae is the source of this 427-nucleotide messenger RNA. RefSeq lists its product as uncharacterized. The record is from RefSeq and is a predicted model, not a curated record. Lineage: Eukaryota; Fungi; Ascomycota; Eurotiomycetes; Eurotiales; Aspergillaceae. The transcript has a single exon. The coding region runs from base 47 to 289 and encodes 80 amino acids.
GUCCGGAGCCACAAGGAAUGCAAGUGGUGUGAGUCUCAUUCCUUCAAUGCGACAUUGCGCCAACUCUCUCCCUCCCCCACUUGGACACUGCCCGCCGCUGCCGAGGAUCGACACCGCUAGCUGCUGCAUUGGCUUCAGGCUCAAGGUCGAUGUUAGGCCUAUCUUGCUUAAACUCUACAGUAGUCCAGAUGAGUUAUUAAUAGAGUCUGGGGCAGAUUUGCUGCUUUUUAUUGAUUUAUUAAAUAUUAUUAUUAUCAUUCUCUUUUCCUCAUCAUUGCAGAAUGACUAGGACUACCAAAGUAUCAUGGUGAAACGGUACCUUCUUCGUCUUUUGUUGCCUUACUAUCCGUACACAGGAGACCUAGCUUGAAGCCGGCCACCCAAUACAAAGUACCAAUUAGAUAGAUAGUACUUAGUCUCUUAAGUC